CUGAGCCAUAGAGUGCUAUAGAGAGAGACCCAGCAUGUCCAAAGCCAAGGCUGUCAAUUACAAAGGUCCAUACGGAUACCAGAAACAGAAGGAUCGUGAGUCCAGAUCAUGCGUCCGAUAUAAAUGUGCUCUGACAAACACCAUAGCAGAUGUUCUGCGGCAGCGACCAGGCUGGGUGGAAGUGAAAGAGGAUGGUGAGUGGGAUUUCUACUGGUGUGAUGUGAGCUGGCUGCGAGAGAACUUCGAUCACAUUUAUCUGGAGGAGCACGUGCGCAUCUGCCAUUUCCGUAACCACUACGAGCUAACACGCAAGAAUUACAUGGUGAAAAAUCUGAAGCGAUUCCGUAAACAGCUGGAGAGAGAAUCUGGCAGACUGGUGGCUGCACAGUGUGACUUCUUCCCCAAAACAUUCGAACUGCCAGCUGAAUAUCACCUCUUUGUAGAGGAAUUCCGCCAAAACCCUGGAAUUACCUGGAUUAUGAAACCGGUGGCCAGAUCACAGGGCCGUGGAAUAUUCCUGUUCCGGAAGCUGAAGGAUAUCAUGGAUUGGAGAAAGGACGGUGGACGUACAGACGACCAGAAAGAUGAAAUUCCAGUGGAAAAUUACGUGGUUCAACGUUAUAUAGAGAAUCCUUAUUUAAUUGGAGGGAGGAAGUUUGACCUGCGAGUUUAUGUCCUGGUUACGUCGUAUGUUCCCCUCCGUGCCUGGCUGUACCGUGAUGGAUUUGCACGCUUUUCAAACACACGAUUCACACUUAGCAGCAUUGAUGACCACUAUAUCCAUUUAACCAAUGUGGCAAUCCAGAAAACUGCACCAGACUAUGACCCAGAGAAGGGAUGUAAGUGGAUGGUCCAACGACUGCGCCAGUUUUUAACGGCUCGCCAUGGUCCAGAGGAAGUUGAAAAUCUCUUCCAAAACAUGGAUAAUAUCUUCAUCAGGAGCCUGCAGAGUGUUCAGAAGACCAUCAUCAACGACAAGCACUGCUUUGAGCUGUAUGGCUAUGACAUCCUGUUGGACGAGGACCUUAAACCGUGGCUUUUGGAAGUGAAUGCCUCCCCUUCUCUGACAGCCAGCAGCCAGGACGACUAUGAGCUGAAGUGCCACCUACUAGAUGACACGUUGCACGUGGUGGACAUGGAAGGCAGACUGACUGGGAAAGAGAAACGAGUUGGGGGUUUUGACCUCAUGUGGAACGAUGGCCCAGUGUCCCGGGAUGACGGAUUGCAGGCCAUUCUCAUCAAUGGAUCUUUUGCUGUAAACACACACCUAGGCUGCAUUAAUGAUCGACUAGAACAGCUCAGACAGCUCCUGAAACCCACACCUGCUAAGAAACUGUGACAUCCAUCACUUCUCAAUACGCUGCAUUGAGUGAAAUCCAUUUCCACAUUUCAUGUACAAAUAUAAACAACCGUCUGAACUGUCCUAUGUUAAAAUGCUUAAAAGGAAUGGAAUUGGUGUGAGUUGAAAACCAAAUGGCAGAAAUUAAGCAAACAUUUUAAAAGAUUCCUCAUCACCGCUAUAAUCACAGAUUGGGCUGAAUCAGAUACACUGAAAUCCUUCACAGUCUGGUAUUUCUCCAAAUCCAUGUAUGAGAACUUCUGGAAUACUAUUUGCU
Molecule: messenger RNA, 1616 nt
Organism: Pelobates cultripes (western spadefoot toad)
Lineage: Eukaryota; Metazoa; Chordata; Amphibia; Anura; Pelobatidae
Source: the annotation of a GenBank genome assembly